Molecule: messenger RNA, 459 nt
Organism: Mytilus trossulus (common blue mussel)
Lineage: Eukaryota; Metazoa; Mollusca; Bivalvia; Mytilida; Mytilidae
Exons: 1
Coding region: 1-459 (152 amino acids)
Source: RefSeq, a predicted model, not a curated record
AUGGCUCUUCCCUAUCUACCAAAAGAGCACAUUCCAGCAGCCUUCCAAAAGCUUAAAAGUCGGAUUCAGCCUAACAACCGCACGUACCGCCUGCUGACAUACAUUCAACGCAGAUGGAUAGACAGCACCAUCUUCCCCAUCAGUGCUUGGACUGUUUUUGGCCAACCCAUUCGUUCUAACAACGACGUGGAAGGCUGGCAAAACAGACUAAACCGCAAGGCCAAGGGUGCCAGCCUUCACUUGUAUGUGAUGCUGAAAGUAUUGAGUGAUGAAGCCAGGUACCUACCCAUGCAGAUACAGUUAGUGUCGGAGCACAAACUGACGCGCUACCAAAGAGCAGCCACAAAGAGGUCCCAGUCCAAGCUGAUGGAGCUGUGGGACAGCUACAGAAGCCAGCAACUAACAGUAAGCCAGCUGAUGUCAUCCGUUGCUCUAAUCGUUGUGCCGUCCAUUGACUAG